CAUAUAUAUAUGUAUUUUGUGUGUGUAUAUGCGCUGAUAAUAUAUAUGUGUGUGCUGUUGCUCUUCAGCUUUCUUAUUGUUCCGACAUACCCAUCUCUCAUCUUCCCCCUACCUUCACAAAAACUUAGGGUUUUCAAAGUUUAUCUCUCUCUAUAUAUAUAUAUAGGCAUAAUUGAUCAUUAGGUUUACGUUAUAAUCUUUGAGGUUUGGAAGAUUAGGGAUUGGAGAGGUGAGAAAUAUGUGCAGCAGAGGUCAUUGGAGGCCUUCCGAGGACGAGAAGCUCCGGGAACUCGUCGAACAAUAUGGGCCUCACAAUUGGAACGCCAUCGCUCAAAAGCUCCCCGGUCGAUCUGGGAAGAGUUGCAGAUUGAGAUGGUUCAAUCAAUUGGAUCCGAGGAUAAACCGAAACCCUUUUACCGAAGAAGAAGAAGAAAGACUAUUAGCCUCCCACCGAAUCCACGGGAACAGAUGGUCGGUUAUCGCUAGGCUUUUCCCCGGCCGAACCGAUAACGCCGUCAAGAACCAUUGGCACGUCAUCAUGGCCCGUCGCAGCCGUGAACGGUCCAAAUUGUUUCGCCAGGCCCCCAAUAAAAACUCUUCUUCUUUGGAUCAUCAUCAUCAUCAUCAUCAUCAUCACCAUGGUGUCGAGAAAGCGAUAAGCACGGAGAUUAAGGGACCGGGUUUUAACAGUUUAGAAUCUGGUGAUGGGAAAAGAAUGCCGUCGGCUAUAAUUCAUUAUCCUUACAAGUUUUCACAGAUCAAUCAUCUUAUGUUUCUCAAGGAGUUCUUGACGUGCAAAGCAGGGUUUCAACAAGCUCUAGCCACCGAAGUGAACCGAAGUAAAAGACCGAUGGAGUUCUAUGAUUUUCUCCAAGUUAAAAACACGGAUUCGAACGACAGCGAAGUGAUCGGAAAUUCCAAAAAAGACGGAGAAGAGGUCGAUCAAGUUUCUGACGAACACAGCCGCGCCAACAACGGCGAUGGAGUUCCCUUCUUCGAUUUUUUGUCUGUCGGAAAUUCCGCCUCCUAGGGUUUGUUUGAAACGUAAGUAAAACCCAAAAUGUAGCUUUUAAUUUCUUUCAUCAAUUAUAACCAAAGUUUUAAGUAGGUCGAUUAAUUACAUCGCUUGCAAAUCUUGAAAACAUAACUAGUUCUUGACCUGACGAACUGUGAAGAACAAGAUUGUCUGUUC
Tarenaya hassleriana is the source of this 1192-nucleotide messenger RNA. Its product is annotated as myb-related protein A. Gene Ontology annotation, cellular component: nucleus. Bases 239 to 1030 code for a protein of 263 amino acids. Gene Ontology annotation, molecular function: RNA polymerase II cis-regulatory region sequence-specific DNA binding; DNA-binding transcription factor activity, RNA polymerase II-specific. The transcript is spliced from 3 exons. Lineage: Eukaryota; Viridiplantae; Streptophyta; Magnoliopsida; Brassicales; Cleomaceae. The record is from RefSeq and is a predicted model, not a curated record. Gene Ontology annotation, biological process: regulation of DNA-templated transcription.